Messenger RNA from Molossus molossus (Pallas's mastiff bat), 1601 nucleotides. RefSeq names its product lipase family member N (gene LIPN). The coding region runs from base 129 to 1325 and encodes 398 amino acids. The record is from RefSeq and is a predicted model, not a curated record. The transcript is spliced from 11 exons. NCBI's taxonomy places the organism in Eukaryota, Metazoa, Chordata, Mammalia, Chiroptera, Molossidae. Gene Ontology annotation, molecular function: hydrolase activity, acting on ester bonds.
GUGGAGCUGAAAUGAAGAUGCAUUGACAUCAACACUAAAGAGAACAUGCUCCAUUCUAAUAGCCUGAUGUUACAUGACGAAGAUCAGAAGUUCCUAAUCCAUAGGAGUCCUCGGUAGCAGACAUUCCCAUGAUGUGGUUGCUUUUAACAACAACCUGUUUGAUUUGUGGAACUUUAAAUGCUGAGAGAUUCUUCAAUUUGGAAAAUGAAGCGAAUCCUGAAGUGUGGAUGAAUAUUAGUGAAAUCAUCACCUAUAAUGGCUACCCCAGUGAAGAGUAUGAAGUCGUCACUCAAGAUGGAUACAUCCUCAGCAUCAACAGAAUUCCCUAUGGGCGAAGAGAUACUAGGAGCAUAGGUCCCCGGCCAGUUGUGUACCUGCAGCAUGCACUGUUUGCAGACAAUGCCUCCUGGCUUGAGAAUUAUGCCAAUGGGAGCCUUGGAUUCAUUCUCGCAGAUGCAGGUUAUGAUGUCUGGAUGGGGAACAGUCGGGGGAACACUUGGUCAAGAAGACACAAGACACUGUCAGUGGAUGAAGAGGAAUUCUGGGCCUUUAGUUUUGAUGAAAUGGCCAAAUAUGACCUCCCGAGAAUAAUAGACUUCAUUGUAAAUAAAACUGGGCAGGAGAAGUUGUAUUUUAUUGGACAUUCACUUGGCACUACAAUAGGUUUUGUAGCCUUUUCCACCAUGCCGGAAGUGGCACAAAGAAUCAAAAUGAAUUUUGCCUUAGGUCCUGUGGUGUCAUUUAAAUAUCCCAAGGGCAUUUUUACCAGUUUUUUCCUACUUCCAGCUUCCGUAAUCAAGAAAAUUUUUGGUACCAAAGGUUUCUUUUUAGAAGAUAAGUCAGAGAGGCCAUCUUCUAUCAAAAUCUGCAACAAUAAAAUACUAUGGAUGCUAUGUGGUGAAAUAAUGUCCUUAUGGGCUGGAUUCAACAAGAAAAAUAUGAAUAUGAGUCGGAUGGACGUGUAUAUGUCACAUGCUCCCACAGGAUCGUCAAUACAGAACAUCCUGCAUAUAAAACAGCUUUACCGAUCUGAUGAAUUCAGAGCUUACGAUUGGGGUAGUGAAGCUGAGAACAUGCGUCAUUACAAUCAGAGUCGUCCUCCACUGUAUGACUUGACUGCCAUGACGGUGCCUACUGCUAUUUGGGUUGGUGGAAAUGAUGUUCUUGUAACAAUCCAGGAUGUGGCCAGAAUAAUUCCCCAGAUCAGGAAUCUCCAUUACUUCAAGCUAUUGCCAGAUUGGAACCAUGUUGAUUUCAUCUGGGGCCUUGAUGCUGCUGAACGGGUGUACAGUAAAAUCAUAGAUUUGAUGAAGGCAUAUUCCUAACUGCGAUAAUCUACUUUUCAGUUAAAACUUGCUUCCAAGCCCAUGAGGCUUUGGAAAAAAUAAUCAACAGUGAGGCUGACUCCAGCAUUCUCCACCUUGUUGAUGUUACUGAGUGUUACCUUAUCAUGGAGUCUCAAUGGGAAAUUAUUUCAACUGUGCUACUCUUUCUCUAAGAAAUGUCCACACCUGAAAUAUAUCUUUUCCCCUCGCUCAGAGCUAGGUCCUCUUUUUCAUUCAAGAAGAUCUGGUAAUGGAUAAAAAAGCUGUGGUACAUAU